Messenger RNA from Bacillus rossius redtenbacheri, 572 nucleotides. RefSeq lists its product as uncharacterized. The record is from RefSeq and is a predicted model, not a curated record. The transcript is spliced from 3 exons. NCBI's taxonomy places the organism in Eukaryota, Metazoa, Arthropoda, Insecta, Phasmatodea, Bacillidae. Bases 210 to 572 code for a protein of 120 amino acids.
GUGAGUGUUUGUGUGGUCGUGUCGCUUACCGUUCCUGCUUCAACGAACAGUCAGAGAUUGCUACUGAGGAGGAUAUCAGGUUGGCUGUGGUGCGUGCCUUCUCCCGUGAUGUCGGAGCGGAGAAGAGGCAGAGGCCUGCUGACAAAUGUACGGCGGCCAUCUUGUUCGCCUUCUUCAACGCGGAGACAGAUCUCCCCAACCCCAGACAAAUGGAACGGAUCCCAUCAGCGUUGGCGGCCUCUUUCUUCGAGGAAGAGGUGGAGGAGGGUGGGGGGACUAGUAUUCCAGCCGACAUUGCGGCGGCCUUCUUCGCAGAAGACCUGCUGGAAGGGCCGUCGUCUCCCCCUCCUCCUCCAACACCGCCGGCCAAGACUUCGCCGCUGCUGUUGGUGGCGGGCCCCUCUGGGACAUGUCCCUGGGGUCAGCCGCUAACUGCCGACGAAAAAAGAGGGGUCCGGCUACCUGCUACAAACCAGCAGGUGCCGGCUCUGCCUAGCGGCAAAGUCGUGGCCAAACUGAUGGCUAUGGACGCCCAGCGGGGAGGGGAGAAUUUUGGGAAAAAAGCUAAAUAA